This is a messenger RNA of Alternaria atra, 858 nucleotides long. RefSeq lists its product as uncharacterized. The transcript has a single exon. The coding region runs from base 1 to 858 and encodes 285 amino acids. Lineage: Eukaryota; Fungi; Ascomycota; Dothideomycetes; Pleosporales; Pleosporaceae. The record is from RefSeq and is a predicted model, not a curated record.
AUGCCUAGCUUCAACAGAUUUAACAGCAAUUUGCCCUUUGGAAAAUCCAAGAAGGAUAGAAAAGCCAACUCGUUUCCUCUUCGACUCACAUUUACGGAGCAACCGCAAUCCGACGACUACAUAAUCCGAAGUUUCGACGGCCUCUACUCCAAGACCGUCCGUGUUUGGAAUGGCGGUGACUGGAACGACAAAGUCAUGAAUGGCGCCACAGGCACCUUGUUCGAAUCGUCCCACCACGUGCCAGGGGAAAGUGCCAAGAGCCGGAAGGCUUUCAAAGAUGGCAAGUUCGGAUUUUGCCUAGAGUGGAUCGACUUUGAGUACGGAGGGAAUGUGUAUCGUGUCCGCUGCAUGAACGAGUUUUCUGUAAAGUCGCCGCAAUGUACAGACCACCCAAAGGCAGUUUUCAAAGACGGGCCACACAGAGUUUAUGAUCUUAUAAACUGGGGCGAGACGGUCACGUGGGGUAUGAUCAAAGAUACCGAAGCCGAAGAGGUUCUGUUGACAGACGAUCAACUCAAGUCGAGGGUCCUGAAUGAGCUGACAGAUAUCGAAGCCAAGAUAGAUGAGGCUUACCAGAGCGGUAAGGAUUCCAGAGAGCUGGAGAACAGGCAUUCUGCCUUGCAGAGAGCCAUCAGUAAUAAGACCUACUUGCUUAAGGACCGAUCAAACGCGAUCGACACCAGUUCCGAAGUACCUGUAUCUGGCUCCAUCUACAGUUCCCGGAAGACUGUCAGUAAUUCAGCACCAGGCAAUGCAGCUCUCGACGCCAAGGCCAAGCGCAACCCGAACGGCAAGAAGAAGGGCAAGACUGGUUACAUCAAAGACCUUACCAAAGGCCUUCACACAGUCAACGAGUAG